UCCCACUUUAGUGUUUAAUUACCUCGUUUGCGUGCGUAUUUAUUUGUCCCAUUUCCGACAGCACGUGAAGGCAGCAUAACAACCCAGAGCAGUAACUGUUACGGGUUGACACUUUAGCUUUUAGCUUUUAGCUCACAGUCAACAAACAGCGUCGGUGUCGCUCAGAGAAAGUUCAUUUCACAAUGUCAGCAGCCGGUCCAGAAGGUUCCGGCGGAGCGUCAGGCAACAAGCGCUUGCAGCAGACCCAGGCCCAGGUGGAUGAGGUGGUGGAUAUUAUGCGUGUUAAUGUGGACAAAGUGCUGGAACGUGACCAGAAGCUGUCUGAACUGGAUGACAGAGCAGACGCACUGCAGGCCGGAGCCUCCCAGUUCGAGACCAGUGCUGCCAAGCUGAAGAGGAAGUUCUGGUGGAAGAACUGCAAGAUGUGGGCCAUCCUGAUAGCUGUCAUAUUGAUCAUCAUCGUCAUCAUUAUUAUUUGGAAUUACUCCUAAAACGGCAGCCACGGGAGGAGCGGAGGAAACAAUGAAGAAGAGGAGAGAAACGACGUACAUAAUUAAUGUCUCAGAGGAAGACGUCACAUGAUUACUGGGUACUGAGCUCCACAACAUUUUUCUCCUCGCAGGGAGUCUUCAUUCCUUGUCCUGUUUUGCUCCCUGUGUGUGUUUGUGUGCGCGUGUGUUUGUGUGAGUAUUUGUACAUGUGCCUGAGCAAAGGAUUGUCAUAAUACCAGAGGUUUACCCUACAUCACUGCACCAUACCAUCUUUCAACUUGUAUUAGAGUUCUAUGCCAGUUGCCAAAGUAAACAGAAACAGUUUGAUAAUUAAAAUCAAACUCAAACAAACCUAAAAAGUACAACUGAAUCAUCUUUGAAAGUAUGACAAAGAACACAUAAACACACACACAUACUCCAACCUCAGGACUAGAAGUGAAGAUGUUGUUGUAAACUCUCCUCAACUCAUAUUUACUUUUUUAUGUUUUAUUAAUAGCCAUUGAUUUUGUGUGCCAGGCUAAGAGAAGUGCCUUUGAGGAUAUGCUGUUCUGUGUUAGUUAUGAUUGUAACAGUAACCCUGCAUAUCGUUGAAGAGAUGCCGCUUUCCAACACACACAUUUAUACUUUACAGAUGCCAAUAUUUAGAUUUUUCUCCUCAUUUUUUUUUUUUAAUAUAAAAGAUUUGCUGGUCUGUCAUUAGUGUCACUAGUGCAGUGCCUGUUCAAAACGUGCCUGUUCAAAACGUGCCUGUUCAAAUUGUGCCUGUUCAGAACGGGCCGAUCGCCUGGCCUCCGGUGUUGCUGCUUACAGCUUUCUCGAGAAUCGCUCAUCCAAACAACUUCACACUCCACGCUGCGCUUCCGUUGAUCCCUAUCAAUACACCUGCCAUGUCAUAGUUGCAUCUCCUAGCAAUGCAAGAGUAUAGGCGUUUGGGUGCAAAAGCUCACGCGAACAUCGAUGGAGAGUGAGCUGUAACCAGCAUGCCAUUUGGUGGUGUAACAGUUAAUUGGGAUCCCCUCUCAAUCCCCUGCACAGUGUGCACACAAUACACUACCAAUACAUUUGUCCCGUAGAUUUCAAGAGCUUGAAUCCUUGGGUCCUCACCCACCAGGUGUGAAGUCGAUCGGAUCAGCGGUUGUCGAGAAAAUCAAAGGACAUAUGUACCGACAGAGACUCCUUCCAUUUUUGUGAGAUGGUUACAGUCAGCCGGGGAUUGGUGGGAUCUGAUGCCUUUAUUUUAUUUAUGCACAUGGUCUAGAGCUAAUUAAUUUCUCUGUGUAAGAUGUUUGAUUUUGGAUUGAAUAAAAAUGAAUUUCAUUGGUCACCCAACAACAAAUAAGCUAACCAGUAACACACUGUUGAACCACCUGAUCAUACCUAUCCUUGUCCAUCUUCCUUUCAAAUAGAGCUUAGUUACAGUUAAAAACUAGUAUGAGCUUGUGUUUAGAUAAGUGCCUCUAUGUUAAGACCUACAGCCUCACAGCUAGAGAAACUGCCACGGAUUUAUAAAGAAAGUGCUACACUGGGUUAAAAGUGUCUCAAUCAGGUGCUCUCAAGGAUGUGCCAGAACGUUUGCCUUUGUGAUAUAUUCAAGCACAAAAAGAGAAGUAAGAAAAUGUAGUGUUAGACAGAUGCCUUAAUGGGUUUCUCCAAUGGAGAACAGCCAAAAUACAGCCACGCCUCCUUGAUCAUAUAUAAAGAUUAGUGCCUUCUGAACGCUCCAAACAAAUACUGUGCUGCUUGCUUAUUCAGCUGAGCUUAUUAACCUUGAAUUAAGUCUUCUGUUUAGUUACACUGGCAUUUAUCCCAGCUGAUCAAUGCAAAGUACUUCUCACGUGUGAUAAUUUAGUUUUUAUUAACAAUAGCUUUUUUUGCAGUCUAUUAUAUGUAGAUCUAACUUUAGGGAGACUGUAUAGUAUUUUUUUGUCUGCUGGUGAGCGUCAUGCGUGUUUGAGUGUACAGAAUGUUGAGCAAUGACGGUGUUAUAUACCGACACUGGAUGAUUGCAUUCCCUGCUGUUGCCUCUAUCCUAUUAAAAUACAUGUUUUAAUGAGAUAAACAGUUUGGGAUUACUUUGUACAUUCAUUUCACUCUGUGUUGAAUUUCAGUCCUGCAAGUACAACUGCUUAUGUUGCAUUUUUCAGUAAGGCAUAAGAAGUUAUAUGGCCUUCCCAGUGUAUGCAGGAUAAUAUGGUAAUUGAAAUGAACACUAAAACAAGGAUGGGCUCUUAUUUUUUAGAGUAUAUAGAUAUAGACAAACUGUAGCCAUUAAGGAAACUGUAAUAUUUUCAGAGGCCACUGAAAAUGCUUUUGCAGACCAGGCUUCUAUCACAGAUGUGUGGAAUUGUCAUCAUCCUCUCACGUCUACACGAGAAAUGUGAGACCCAGUAACGUCAAACCCUUGCUUAUGUCUGCCCACUGGGAACGCAUUUGGAAAUAAGUGCAAUUCUACUCUUUGGCCCAAAAUGCCUUUUGCUUGAAUAAAACAGAUUUAACUUAAA
Molecule: messenger RNA, 2992 nt
Organism: Sebastes umbrosus (honeycomb rockfish)
Lineage: Eukaryota; Metazoa; Chordata; Actinopteri; Perciformes; Sebastidae
Gene: vamp3
Product: vesicle-associated membrane protein 3 (cellubrevin)
Exons: 5
Coding region: 183-491 (102 amino acids)
Biological process (GO): vesicle fusion; vesicle-mediated transport; SNARE complex assembly
Cellular component (GO): plasma membrane; SNARE complex
Molecular function (GO): syntaxin-1 binding; SNAP receptor activity
Source: RefSeq, a predicted model, not a curated record